Messenger RNA from Cajanus cajan (pigeon pea), 1994 nucleotides. Its product is annotated as lysM domain receptor-like kinase 4. The record is from RefSeq and is a predicted model, not a curated record. Lineage: Eukaryota; Viridiplantae; Streptophyta; Magnoliopsida; Fabales; Fabaceae. Gene Ontology annotation, molecular function: protein kinase activity; ATP binding. Gene Ontology annotation, biological process: protein phosphorylation.
UAUCACUUUGAUUUUGGAUAUCCUUCUUUUGUCCUUCCAUUUUUCUCUUUGUAACAUACUAGUGUUACUGAGAAUUCUCUUCAUGGGAAGUCUUUUUCUCAUCCACAAAAUUAUGAUUCAUCUUUGGUUUGUUGCUUGGAUGUGCUUAGGUGCAUGCUCUGCUCAAUUUCCCUACGACCCUACUAAUUGUACUUCAAAUGAAGCUGUGAUAGAGACAAGGUACAGUUGCAACUCAACGCAUGAUUCAUGCAAAACAUUCUUGCUGUAUAGAGCCAAUGAACAUUUCAACACCAUUUCAAAAGUCUCAAAGCUCUUCAACAAGAACUCUGAUGAGGUGCUUCAAAUAAACAACCUCACAUCUUCUUUUCACUCUCAGGUACUCAAACAAGGUAAAGAGGUUCUUAUUCCUGUUGAUUGCACCUGCUCUGGCAAGUAUUAUCAAACCAGUUUAACCUAUAAAGUCCAUGAAAACACCACAUAUUCAGAUAUUGCUUGUGGAGUUUUUGAAGGGCUUUUGAAACCACUCACACUUGCUGAGGAAAACCUUUCACAAGGUAACAAGGCAGAAGCUGGUUCUGAGCUUCAUGUGCCUGUUACAUGUGCUUGUCCUGACAGUGACAAUUUCACCAGAAGCAAGAAGGUGAAGUACCUUGUCACAUACCCUAUAAUACUGGGAGAUGAUCCAGAAAAAUUCAUCGGAAAAUUUAGCAUCUCACUUGAAGAUUUCGCAGCAGUUAAUAGCCUGAAGUUGAAUCCCUUGUCAACUAUAUAUCCAGAUACAGUUGUUUUCAUUCCAUUAAGGGAUGGUCCAAUCAGAAUACUUGAUAUUCCUGAUUCUCCUUCUCCACCUCCUGGUUUUCUCCUUACAAAUCCAGUGGUUAUAGAUCAGGAAUCCACACAAUCAUCAAAUUUGUAUAUUGCAGCAGGAUCUGUUGUGGGGUUUUUGUUGUUCAUAACAUUGCUUGCAAGCGGAAUGUACAUGAAGAGAUUGAGGAAAAGUGAUGUUGUCCAUUCCUUUAGUUCAACAAACUUCCCCACUUUGUGGACACCAACUAAAACCUCUACAACUUGGUGCCUAUCCCCUGAUCUUCUUGUUGGGAUAAAGUACUAUUUACUCAAUUACAGCAUAGAAGAGCUCCAAAAGGCCACAAAAAAAUUCAGUGAAGAAAACAAGAUUGGUGACUUUGUCUACAAGGGCUCAGUCAAUGAUCUUGAGGUGAUGAUAAAAAGGAUGAGGUUGGAGGACACACGCCAGGUGAUUGAUUUACAUUCUAAGAUCAACCACAUUAAUAUUGUGAACUUGCUUGGUGUUUGCUAUGGUGAGAGUAAUGAUUCAUGGUGUUAUUUAGUCUUUGAGUUGCCUAAGAAUGGAUGCUUGAGGGACUGCUUAUCUGAACCAUGCAAUCCUCUGAAUUGGUACAAAAGGACACAAAUAGCCUUUGAUAUUGCAACAUGUAUUUACUAUUUGCAUUGCUGUUCUUUCCCUUCUUAUGCUCACAUGAAUGUGAGUAGUAGAAACAUAUUCAUAACAGCAUAUUGGAGGGGGAAACUGGCUGAUGUUGGAAGGGCAUUGGCAACUAGUGCCACACUCAGCAAAAGAAAUGACAGUGUAGAAAUUCCCAAAGGAUUGGUGGCACCAGAGUACCUCUUGCAUGGAUCAGUUUCUGAAAAAGUGGACAUUUUUGCAUUUGGGGUUGUGUUGCUAGAGUUGAUCUCAGGAAGGGACAAUUUUGAUGGAAAAACAAUGAAAGAUUCCCUCGGAUUUCUGUUGGGAGAAGCCAGUGAAGGGUCCUGUUUUGAAGGGUUAAGGAGUUUCAUGGAUCCUAAUCUGAAGGAUUAUCCUCUUUCUGAGGCUUUAUGUUUGUCUUUUUUAGCAAAAGAUUGUGUGGCAGAUGAUCCCCUUAUUAGGCCAACUAUGGAUGAUAUCAUGAAAGUCCUUGCAAAAAUGGUUUAGCCAAGAGCAGGACAUGAAAAUCUGUAACCAAAUUGGCUAA